This is a messenger RNA of Procambarus clarkii (red swamp crayfish), 3142 nucleotides long. The record is from RefSeq and is a predicted model, not a curated record. NCBI's taxonomy places the organism in Eukaryota, Metazoa, Arthropoda, Malacostraca, Decapoda, Cambaridae.
GACUGACUGAAGAUGGUACGGAGGGGAAGGGAUGGUGCCCAACCACUUGCACAACUGUUGUUCAAACGUCGACCUACCAGAAGCGGGUCUAUCGUUAUACCGACCAGUCCAAGAUCUUGGGUUAUUAGAGGUGAGAUGGUGGUUGUGGGCAGGCGUGGUGGGCGUGGCAGCUGGCGUGGUGGGCGUGGCAGCUGGCGUGUUCCAGACAGAGAUGGACCGGUGCCGCACCAACUGCUCAGCAGUGCCAGAGGACUUGUGGCCCUACUGCUGUGAGACACACCACACCUGUUGCCAGGAAUUUGCAGAGUCUUGCAUUCAUGACUGCCUGCCCAGAGUCCACACUGGAGAUGUAAGCGCAGUGGAAGAGCGGCCGGGACUCUGUUGUGCCCUCUACAACCUCUGCUGCUUCAGGGAAACCUUCAGGAUCGCCAACAGGAACCAGAAGAUCGAGCCAGCGAGACUGCCCAUCAUCCAUCGUUUUCACGUGACACCUUCUCCUGCAUCUCGACCCCAGUCUGAAGCACUCGGCAGAACUAAUCCCUUCCAGUCCACUCAGGCACUGCAAACUACUGAAGGUGACUACACUGACGAGCCUCCACAGGAGAAGACCAGAGCAAAUAGGUUUCCACUUCAACGGCCACAGCUGUCAAAGAAACCGACAAGUAGGCCACGCCUCCCAGAGCGGCCCGCAUUUCUCAAGAAACCCUUUGGUGGUUCAGACGAGAGUGAGCACCCAUUGGAACAGAAAAACCAACUAUCAGACCAAAAUGUCCAUCAAGACAAGCCAGAAAAUGAAACAGACAAGGAUGGAAGUCUCCAAGACAAGAAAAAGAUCCCUGAAGAAGAUAGAAGAAAAAGCCUCCUGGAGACUAAAAGACCCAAGAGUGGACCAAGACUGUCUGGUUUACUCGGGAGAAGAAAAGAAGCGGAAGAGCCAAGGCCAAUUGAUGACAUUCAGGUUGUGCAAAAUAAAGAGGCUCCUAAGGAGACGCAGAGGACACCCAGUGGCUUUCCUGAGAGAGGCCUCCUCGAGACAAGAAAGAGCUCAGUUGGUGAAUCAGAAUCUACACACACUGACCAACAAGGGGGUGUUAGAAGGAAUCUCAGUGGCUCACGCCAAAGAGUGACACGAAAGAGGGUCAGAGUGCCUGGUGCACCUAAUGGAGAGGAGUCGGAGAGAGAGAGAACAGAUCAUGUUGAGACAGAACAACCGAUUAGUCGACUACAGGGAACUGAAGAGAUCUUGGCUCGACCUCUUGUGAAUGAAGGCAUAGCAUUUGGUCGACAACCAGUGCAACAAGAAAGAGGAGGAAGUCGAACUCGUGUCACUGAAGAGAGUGUGAUUCAUCAACCACAAGUAACUGAUGGAAGAGUGUUGGUUCUUCCCUCAUUAGUGGCAAGGGCACCACUGGAUGAAGUAACUCCACCUCAACCCCAAAAUGAAGUGAUUGGCUUUGGUUUGCCACAACUCGGUGAAGACCUGCUACUUAGUCAAGCUCAAGUGUCCAAAGAAAUGGAUGAUAGACAUGUUGGUCAACCACAGGUGGCCGAAGCAUUUUCUCCAUCCCAAAUCACUGAAGAAAAAAUAGCUGAUCGGUCUCUAAUUUCUGAAGAAAGACUUAGUAGUCUGGCCCAGUUGGACAGAGAAGUCCCAACUCUCCUCAAAUCUGCAGAGGAAAAUCUGUUUGCCUUUCCACAGCCAGUAAAAUCAUCAGAGGAGCCACUUCAAGCAGUUGCAAGGCCUACUUAUUUACCCCUAUCGGCUGGGCCUACCUAUUUACCCCUCUCGGCUGAAGAAACCCCAGUUGAUCACCCUCCGACUUAUUUACCUCUGCCAACUGAAGAAAACCAAGUUAGUCAACCGCAGAUUUCUGAAAGAACAACAGCUGGUCGAUCUCUGAUACCUAAUGACAUAUUUAUAAACCAACCCCAGGUUGCUGUGGAGAAAAAUCAACAGCCACAGACUGACAUACAAGUCGCUAUCGAAUCAGACACACCUGUAGGAAACCUCUAUGAUAAACUGCAAGUUUCUGCGACGAGUGUUAAUGACCAGAUACUAGAUGCUUUCGAGUUGCCAGAACAGUCACAGGUUUCUGUGAAAAUUGUUGAACAACCACAGGUGGGUGUGGCACUUCUGCCCAAUGAGCCACAGCUGUCAGUAGAAAGGGCAAGUGACCAACCAGAAGUAACUGUGAAGCAGAUGACUGACCAAACAGAGAUUACAAAAGAAUCGACAAUAGACAAGCCCCAAGUGGCAGUAGUACGACAUAACGUAGGUGGCCGUACCCGAACAAGAAACCAAUCACAGACAAGGGAAAGAUCAAAUUCAAGAGACCUCUCUCAAGUAACAUUGGAAAGUUCAAGAGCUCUUGACCAAUCCCAGACAGAAAGGUCAAGUUCAACAGACCUUCCCCAGGCAACACAAAGAAUAAGUUCAAGAGACCGUAAUCGACCAUCAAGGGAGAGGUCAAGCUCUACCUCCCGCACUCUGGCUACACAAGAAAGGUCAAGCACAAGUGACCAUUCUCAAGUAAUCGGAAGGUCGAAAGCAGGAGUCCCUCCCCAGACAACGCGAAGGAGGUCCUCCAGAAGACGUCCCACAAGCAACACAGCAGCCUAAGGCAGCCCCUAGACUUAAGCCCACUCAAUAUUGGGUGCCACCCCCUCCCCAACUCACCCACCCAAAGUCUCCAUCUAUCAUAUCAUCAUAGAGGGCUUGUUACUUGCAUCAGGCAUUCUAGAUUUUGCCAGCAGUGUGUUGUACUGAAUUGGACUAUUUAUUCCACAAUAACAUAGUUUUAAAAAAGAUAAAAAUAUCUUAUUAUCUUUCACUAUCUAAACUGCCUAGUUGGGCUGACACUGGAUGAAUGUAGCGCAUUAUGUACUCUCGCUGUCAACUCGUUACUUUUUAAGGUGUGUUGUACUGUUGUCAACAUAAACUGCUGGACCAUACAUUUAUUUUUUUACAAGAUUUCUGUGAAUGCUGGCAGUGACAAGGCACAGAGCUUAAUGUUCACCUACCAUACAAAUUUUGAGACGUGUGUGUAUAUUAUCUAGAUAACGUCAAAGACGUAUGUGUUUGUGUAUAUUGAUGAAGGUGGCACAAGUGUCGCAUUUCUUACAAUAAACUGUUGUACAUUUU